UCUCCCGAUCGAUCGAUCACUUUCUAUGGCAAUGGCACAUUUGGCAGAGACGUACGCGUGCGUGCCGGCGACGGAGCGGGGGCGGGGGAUACUGAUAUCCGGUGACCCGCGCUCGGACACGAUCGCGUACUGCAACGGGCGAUCGGUGAUCAUCCAGCAGCUGGGGGCGCCGCUGGAGGUGUCGAUCUAUGGGGAGCACGCGUACCAGGCGACGGUGGUGCGGUUCUCACCCAACGGCGAGUGGGUCGCCACCGCCGACGUUUCGGGCGUCAUCCGGAUCUGGGGGAGGCACGGCGACCGCGCACUCAAGAACGAGUUCCGCGUCCUCUCCGGCCGCAUCGAUGACCUACAGUGGUCGCCCGAUGGCCUCCGGAUCGUCGCCUGCGGGGAUGGCAAAGGAAAGUCCUUCGUGCGGGCCUUCAUGUGGGAUUCAGGUACUAAUGUUGGGGAGUUCGAUGGACACUCAAGAAGGGUAUUGAGUUGUGCGUUUAAGCCAACUAGACCAUAUCGAAUUGUCACAUGUGGUGAAGAUUUCUUGGUAAACUUUUACGAAGGUCCACCCUUCAAAUUCAAGCUUUCCCAUAGGGAACAUUCAAACUUUGUUAAUUGUGUACGGUUUUCUCCUGAUGGAAGUAAGUUCAUCACUGUGAGCUCAGACAAGAAGGGACUUAUAUAUGAUGGAAAAACUGGAGAAAAAAUUGGUGAAUUGCCCAUGGAAGAUGGUCAUAAAGGUAGCAUAUAUGCUGGAAGCUGGAGUCCUGAUAGUAAACAAGUUCUGACUGUAUCUGCUGAUAAAACUGCUAAAGUAUGGGAGAUUAUGGAGGACGGAUGUGGCAAACUGAGGAGAACAUUGGAAUGUCCUGGUUCCGGGGGAGUGGAUGAUAUGCUUGUUGGUUGCCUGUGGCAAAAUGACUAUCUUGUCAUAGUUUCUCUUGGUGGAACAAUCACAAUAUUCUCAGCCAGUGAUCUAGAAAAAUCACCAGUAUCAUUUUCUGGACAUAUGAAGAGCAUCACCUCUUUGGUUUGUCUUCUUCAAGGUGGUCAGAAAGUCUUUUUGUCUAGCAGUUAUGAUGGUAUUAUUACAAGAUGGAUACAAGGCACUGGUUAUGUUGGUAAGUUAGUUAGAAAGGGAAGUAGCCAAAUUAAAUGUUUGGCUGCAGUUGGAGAAGAAAUCAUGACUUCAGGUUUUGACAAUAAGGUUUGGAGAGUUCCUCUAAAUGACGAUCAAUGUGGGGAUACAGAACCAGUUGAUGUUGGGUCUCAACCAAGGGGAAUAGCAGUUGCACUUCAGAUCCCUGAACUAGCAUUGGUUUCAAUUGAUUCAGGAGUUGUCAUGCUGCGGGGUCUAAAAGUAAUUUCAGAAACAAAACUAGGAUAUGCUGUGACAACAUCUGCAAUUUCACCUGAUGGGACUGAGGCUGUUGUGGGUGCUGAAGAUGGAAAACUACACAUUUAUAGCAUUACUGGAGAUGCUCUUACUGAGGAAGCUGUUCUUGAGAAACAUCGAGGAACUAUUACUGCUAUAUGUUAUUCCCCCGAUGCUUCCAUGUUUGCUUCAGCAGAUUCCAAUCGAGAAGCUGUGGUUUGGGAUCGGGAAUCUCGAGAGGUAAAGUUGAAGAACAUGUUGUAUCAUACUGCACGUAUAAAUUGCCUGGCGUGGUCUCCUGACAACCACUUGAUCGCCACCGGCUCGCUCGACACCAGCGUAAUAGUGUACGAGCUGGACAAGCCUGCAUCCAACCGGAUCACGAUCAAGGGAGCUCACCUCGGAGGGGUGUAUGGAGUAGCUUUCGGUGACGAGAACAGUCUGAUCAGCGCAGGAGAAGAUGCAUGCGUCCGAGUGUGGAAAAUAGAGCCACAGUGAUCGACUUGCACCGAUGGCCGAACCGUCGCCUUCUUUUGGAUUGCAGUUUUCUCAACAGGUUUGCAGUCUGCUUUUGUAUUUACUCACUCUAAUUUUGAUCGUUUGUGAUUGAUUGAGAAAAAUUAUUAUUUUCCAUUAUGGUAAAUAUGUUGUGGUGCGUAAUUGCAUAAAAUUAGCUA
This is a messenger RNA of Musa acuminata subsp. malaccensis (wild Malaysian banana), 2043 nucleotides long. Its product is annotated as actin-interacting protein 1-2-like. Gene Ontology annotation, molecular function: actin filament binding. Gene Ontology annotation, cellular component: cortical actin cytoskeleton. NCBI's taxonomy places the organism in Eukaryota, Viridiplantae, Streptophyta, Magnoliopsida, Zingiberales, Musaceae. Gene Ontology annotation, biological process: actin filament depolymerization. The record is from RefSeq and is a predicted model, not a curated record.